AUGUCUACAACCAUACCCAAAACGAUGAGAGCAUUGAAAUGCUUCGGCCCCAAAGACGUUCGAGUCGUAGACGACGCUCCAGUUCCAGCAUGCCCACCAGACUACAUGCUCGUCAAAGUCGAAGCCAUCGCCCUCAACCCAACAGACUGGCCCUUCACCCCCGGCGACCGCGUCGCCGGCUACGUCCACGGCUCCAAACACGAAGACCCCUCCGCCGGUUGCUUCGCCCAGUACGCCAAAGUCAAAGCCGACAUUCAGAUCCACGUCCCUUCCAACAUAGACUUCGAGGAAGCGGCCACCUGGCCCACGGGGAUCAAUACUGUCGGGCAGGGGAUGUAUUCCCCGGACGGACUCGAACUUCCCUGGCCUGCUUCGUCGCCUUCCGCAGAGGGGAGGGGCACGAAGGUGUUGAUCUAUGGCGCUUCGACGAAUACGGGUCUUUGGGCCGUGCAGCUGGCUAAGCUGAGUGGAUUGUACGUUCUCGCGACGUGUUCCGAGAGGAAUUUCGAGGCUGUGAAAGCUCUGGGCGCGGACGAGGUUUUCGAUUAUAGGGAUGGGGUGGCUUGUGGGAGGAAGAUUCGGGAGGCGACGGGGGAUGGGUUGGUGUUUGCGUUUGAUUGUGUUAGUGAGGGGGAUAGUAUGGCUAUCUGUGCGGCGGCAUUGACGUCCAAACCGAACGUCGCUCGCUAUGGUGCUUUGCUUCCAGUCGAGUUCCCGCGAUCGGAUGUCAAGACGUCCUUUACGAUUGGGUAUACGGUCAUUGGCGAGGAGUUCACGUUCUUUGGGAAGAAGGUGCCCGCGAAGCCUGAAGACUUUGAGUUUGGGAAGAAGUGGUGGGCUUUGGCGGAGAAGUUGCUUGCGGAAGGGAAGAUCAAGGGUGAGCCGACGAUUGGAGAGGGAGGUCUGAACGGCGUGGUGAAGGGCUUUGAGGAUAUGAAAGAGGGACGAGUGAGUCGGCAGAAACUGGUCUACCGUAUUGGAGACACUUUGUAG
Zasmidium cellare ATCC 36951 is the source of this 993-nucleotide messenger RNA. RefSeq lists its product as uncharacterized. The coding region runs from base 1 to 993 and encodes 330 amino acids. The record is from RefSeq and is a predicted model, not a curated record. Gene Ontology annotation, molecular function: oxidoreductase activity, acting on NAD(P)H. The transcript is spliced from 3 exons. NCBI's taxonomy places the organism in Eukaryota, Fungi, Ascomycota, Dothideomycetes, Mycosphaerellales, Mycosphaerellaceae.